Messenger RNA from Apis mellifera (honey bee), 14440 nucleotides. It is a transcript of the gene ds, whose product is annotated as protein dachsous. The coding region runs from base 4748 to 13105 and encodes 2785 amino acids. Gene Ontology annotation, molecular function: calcium ion binding. The record is from RefSeq and is a predicted model, not a curated record. The transcript has 17 exons. Gene Ontology annotation, cellular component: plasma membrane. Gene Ontology annotation, biological process: homophilic cell-cell adhesion. Lineage: Eukaryota; Metazoa; Arthropoda; Insecta; Hymenoptera; Apidae.
UGGCUCGUCGUAAACCUGCCGAGAGAGGAGAGAGAGAGGUUGGAGGCAGCCACCUCGGAGAAGGCUGCGCCCAUCUUUUCCUUCCUCUCUUUCUCGGUCGUCGUUUCUCCCCGCGAUUCGAACGGGUCCAAACCUUUUUCUCUUCCCCUUCCCCUCUCCUUUGAGUUUCUCCCGUGAGAAUUUCGCAUUCGUCUCGUAUAUUCGUAUAUGCCGAUGAUACGCUCCCUUCGAUACGUUGAUUUCGUGCGAAUCGCCAAGACCGAGCGAGUCGAGCGAAAGCAGGAGGGAGAGAGGGGGAGAGAGAGAGGGAUGGAGGGAGGGACGGUCGUGUCGCGGGGAACAGGUUUUCUAUCAAACGGGCUGUGUACCCAUCUCUCGGCUGGUUCGCACGUACCGUCUAGUCGACACCCUAGCGGAUCGCAGGCAAUUAAUCAAGGAGAACAGCGAAACGAUUUGUAGCCGAGAGUAUCCCGAGUGUAGAUUUUUGGCCGUAGAUUUUUAGCGUUACGGUCACGCGUCUCGUCCCGUUGUUUAUUUGCCGUGGCUAGCCGUAUUCGAGCCUCGUGAAUCGGCGAUAGACGAAUAAUUAAACAGUCGCGGACCAAAACAGGUUUGAAUUCGAUGAUCGGGAUGGUGGAGAAAAACCGAGGGGGAUUUUUCUUGCUUCUGAGGGGGACCUUGGAUCCGAUGUUCCGAGAGGAUACAGGCGCAUUCCGCGGGAAGAAAGUAUCUCUCGAUACGAUUAAAAGUCACGGUGUGGUAUAUCGGUGAUCUCAUGAAAGUCGACGAGCGUGGAUGUCGCGGACGGAGUCUGUAUCGAGCGCGCGAAUUCCGAGCGGAGCCGAGUCGAGUCGAGUCGAGUCGAAUGGAAUGGAGUGGAGUGGAGUGGAGUGGAGUGGAGUGGAGUCGAGUCGAGGAGAACGAAGAGGAGAGCGUCUCGACGAUAGAUCAUAUUCGAUAUUCGAUGCGCAAGAGUGGUGGUGGUGGUACGGUUUCCGGUUCGUUGUUCGAUUUCGACCGGAUCCUUCUUUCUCUCCCUCUCUCUCUCUUUUUCUUCGAAAACGAGGCAAGAAUGCGGGCGAAGCGAGCGCACACCGCACUGGUAAUGGAAAACGCGCAGAGAUCAUUAAGGAUACCGGUAAAAAAGAGAAUUCUCGGUUUUUACCGUUCCCGUAAGUAUCCUCUCGCGUUCUAGAGGGCACAGCGGAACGGACAACAUUUACCGAAGAAGUUUGACGCUAAAGGCGACGACCACGCGAGGCGGCCUUGACGUAUUUUCUUGCUCCCUCCGCAUACUCGUUUUCGACCGCAAAAACACCCGCCGUUCGAUCCUUCCUCCACUGACCCGACCUCGUUCCGAUCGCCCUCGUAAAUCCGUCCGUAAAUUUUUCCUUCGCCCGCCGAGAUAUCGUCGCGCACCCCGAUUUUCCCGCGAAUUAAUUAUCCAUAUCCUUGGAUAUGAGAAAGAAAAAAAGAAGGAAAGAUGAAAAGGAAAGAAAAGAAAUCGAAAUCGAUGGGAUUUCUAGGCGGAUCAAAGGCGGACUCGAAAGAGAAUCGGCUAUGGAAUAAUAGGGCGAGGGAAGAUGAGGCUGACGGGGCUGUUUUUUGUACCACGCUCGUCUCUUCCGAUCUACCUAAAGGGCUGCUCGAAAAUAAUCCUGUAUUCAUAAACGAAGGUGGAACGAUUAGCGAGCUCUCUCUCUAGAGCCAACUUGAAUCGUGCCUCGAAUGCGUGCAUCGAGUUGCUGUUACGGGACGCGGAAACAGGGUGGAUGCGUCCCUUGGAUGGAUGUUACGCAAGGAGGGCCACUUGUUCGCUUCCUCCACCUCCUCCACCUCCUUCGAAAAUUUCGCGGUGGUGUUGGCGCGUCACGAGAGACACGAGCGUUUCGUGAUUACGAGUCGUUAAGAAGGGGGCCGCCGCGAACCGGUCGCUAGCUCCGCUUUCGGCGAGUCGAGCUCGUAUUUCAGCGUCGUUCGCCGCGGGACAGUCCUUCUUAUCCUUCCUCCUUCCGACUUCCUACACCUCUUCUCUCUACAUCUCUCUUCUCGAGAAAGGAAUCGUCGUCGAUUCCGGACGAUUUUUCGGAGGCUAAUGGGGAGCGAUGUGUAAAACGGCGCGAAAGUUUCCGCAUCGGGGGGAAUAAGUUGGUGGCGGUGAUGCGCGCAAGAAGAUAUUUACGCGAGGCCGCGGGCGCAACGUUGGCGCAAGAAACGAGCGCUCGCCUCUCCGCGACAUUCUCCUCGGGACACUAGCUAAUGUUCGCCUCGCAUGAGACGAAUCCUACCGCGAGUUGCGGCGGCAGAUACGUACACCACUCACGACUCUCUGUACGCCGUCUAUUUCUCAUUAGCCGGGACCCGAACAUCCCGAGGAAUUUAUUCCGCCUCCGUUGUUCAAUCCGGCAAACUGGGAUCGAGACUGGGAUUUUUAAUUUUUGGGACGGGGGUCGUUCGGAGGGCGAUUAGGGGCGGCGAUAUUAUCGAUCGGCGAAAAGUUUGGAGGCAAAGAAAUUUCGGGGCGGAUGGAGGAAGGCGGUUAUUUAUAAGAGUGGAAGCAGGGAGCGAAAGAGCGACGCGUUAAGGGGUUUUUGCGGCGAGGCGAGUUGGAGCGGGAUAAGAGUUGCGCGAAAUUCGCAAAAACAGCGUGAGCGUUCGCCGCUCGAAUCUCGCCGCGUUUAUGGCAACGAACGGUCCGUUCGGAGGAGAUGGACGCGAAGCGGUCGAUCCGAACCGAGGACAACGUCCCUGAACUCCGCGGCGUGGCGAGCGAGCGAGCGAGCGAGCGAGCGGGAAAAAAGGGAUGGCGAAACAGCGCGGAUAUUAUUUGCCAUUAAAGCGAGGGACAAUUUAAAAGCUAUUACUAUUACUCACGGCCUUGGUGUGUACGCGGUCCGUUGCCCGACCGCCGCCUCGCCCGCUCUUCGCCGCGAUCGCGGACACGCUCUUUCUUCGCCACUUGGAUCGUUUUGCGAUUUUCACGCCGCCAACCGUCCACCGUUCCCCCGUCGCGCCUGCCAAACGGAAAAUAAACCUCUUCCAGUCCCCCCUCGAUCGCUCCACAUUUUUCCUCUUCCGUCGUAAACGUUGUCGAUUUCGUCCCACCUUUCUUUAUAAAUCGACGAUUCUCUCUACGAAGAUACUUUCGAUCGUUUCUUCUUCAAUUUGGAUCGGCCGCGCGGAAUCGACGAAGAGGCAUUUCGGAUGACGCGAACCCUUUGUCGACUACCCUUGUGUGACAUUAUAUCUUUCGUUCAAGCUCUGCUCUUCCUAUAAUUAGGAGGGUAUAAGUCUUUCGAGGCGAUAUUCCUGUCAACGAGGCCGACUCCUUUUCUCGGUUAUUCCUCGCGAGGAACGGAGGAAAAAGGGCGGAAAGGAAAAAUUGCGCGCUCAAAUUUCACCGCGAUACGACGAUGUGUUCGGUAGCCAGCGAUAAAUAAUUGGUUCGGGGAGAAUCUCGAGCGACCGAGUUAUACGAAUUAAUCGAGGGCGGCGUAGAGGGGAGGAAGGGUGAUGAUCGAGUCCAGAUGCUCGAGAGAAGCGGGAGGGAAGCGGAGGAAGGAUCGCAUGCUCGAACAGGUGCGUUGCACCUCGUCGUGGUGGACGCGGAUCCACCGGAGACGGUGGAGAGAAGUUGUACGUGUACGUGUACCGCCUACGGUGCCGGAUCGUGGAACGAUACCGCUGAAACGACGAGAGAUCGAGAGAACUCGAUCGGGUUCGCCGCGCGCGCGCGUGUGUGUUGUUUCGUUCCUUUCUCCGCGGUGAGCGUUGCGUGUUUCGACUCGAAUUCGCACGAGUUGGCGUUUCGCCGGCUCGUUCCCUCCUCGGCCCAACAAGUAGGAAGAGGAGGCGUUUCCGGUCGAAUAAAUUCGCCGCACGGCCCGACCUUGCGGACACGCCAAGCCGGAUCGUGGAACGUGGCCGAGGAAAGGUGGAAGCGCGAUAGUUGGUCGAUUUUCGCGCGAUGAUUCUCGAGUCGAGGAAUUUCGAUGGAAUAAUUCGAACGACGUGCAAUUGGAAUCGCGCGCCUCUUUACGACCGAAAUAAAGGAACCAGCUCGUAACCGAUUCGUCAAACGACGCUCGCUUCGUCGGUCUAUCCAUCCCGUCGAUCGUUAUUCACCGCGCGUAUCUCGCCGAUCGCCGCGAUGAAAAGCAUCGACGAGCAAGCGACACUCGAGACGCGAUGCUUCGUCAUGCGGCCCUCGCAGUCCCGCGCGUGUCUCCCGACUGUCAAUCGAUUUAUACGAAUGACCUCUCGCCCGUCGCGUGUCGCCCGUCCAUAGCCCUAUCUACGAGCUCGUCGCGGUUGCGCCUGCUCGUUCACGCACCACCGCCACCACCUUCUUCCACCUUCUCGCGCCGAUUCGAUCGCGGGAUUCGGAUUGAAACGUAACGCGCAGUUACGUCGCGGUCGUGGUCGCUGCGAUCGUGGUCGUGGUCGUGGUCGUGGUCGGACGUGGUUUUCGUGCGCGAGCUAAUUAAAUUGCCGAUCGAGCGGCGGAAAGUUGAUCGCACCAAUUAGCGCGAGUGGAACGCGAUGGCCUCGAUCGUACGAUAGGGCAAAGCGCGAACGAUGACCCGAAUAGGGCAAAAACGUGUGUUUCGCCUCGGUGAAAUUGAGCGUAUAUUAUCGAGUUUGCGCACGAGUUUCGCCCUCCAUUCGAGGAUGCAUCGGAAACUGACGGCAAGCUUUCCUUUCGGCCAAGGUGCGGGCUACGGACCCGGAUUGCGGCGUGAACGCAAUGGUGAAUUACACGCUGGCCGCGGGAAGAAUGGAAAGCGAACAGCUGAUGGUGCGCAGCGAUACCGGGGACAUUUGCGUCAGAACACCAUUGGACAGGGAAACCGCUCCCUAUCUAGAGAUUCCCGUCAUCGCUACCGACCGAGGUGGCCUGAGCACCGUGGCCAUCGUGAGGGUGCAGGUGACCGACGUGAACGACAACCGUCCGAUCUUCGAGCCGAGGAGGUACAACGUGACGCUGAGGACCGACAGCUCGUUCCAAGGGGCAAUUUUGAGGGUGGUCGCCACGGAUUUGGACGCCGGAUUGUUCGGCCAGGUGGCGUAUCGGAUCACGAGCGGGAACGAGGCGGGCGUCUUCCAGAUCGACCGCAACACGGGGGAGAUGGAAGUGGCUAGGCCGGCGUUCCUCUCCAGGUCGCCGUUCCAUCAAUUGAACGUGACGGCCACGGACGCGGCAGGCUUGAAGAGCAUGCACGACGCCGAAAUCAGGAUCACAGCGUCCUCCCCCGGCCACAGGAUCGCCAGCUGCGAGAAACCGCGCUACACCAUCACCGUCAAGGAGACCGUUCCUCAGAACAGCGUGGUCGGAGGAGUGAAGGACGGAGCUUCGUCUGGUGAACGGCCAACCAGAUUUUAUUUGGCGAAGGAAGAACCGGAUCUAAGUAUAGAUCCCGUCACGGGUAUGAUUCGAAUUCGCGUCCCGUUGGACCGGGAAACGCGGGACAAGUACAUUCUGAGCGUGGAGGCACGGAAUGGAGUUACCACGGGCUACUGUCAGGUGGAGCUGAACGUGGAGGACGUGAACGACAACGGGCCGACGUUCCCGACGAGCAGCGUGCGAAUAUCCGUGGCGGAGUCGCACCCCCUUCACGCGCCCCUCUACGUGGCGCACGCGACCGACCCCGACGUGGUCCCCUCCCACCCGAUCCGCUACGCGCUCGGCCAGAACAGCAACGACCUGUUCGGGAUAGACGCCCGCUCCGGCGAGCUCUAUCUGUCGAGGAGGCUGGAUUACGAGACGCAGCAACGGCACGGCCUCCUGAUAAGGGCGCUGGACGGCGGCGGCCUCUCCGCCAACCUGAGCCUCAGCGUCGAGGUGCAGGACGUGAAUGACAACCCCCCAGUGUUCGAGAGGAACGAGUAUCACGUGGAGGUUCCCGAAGGCGCCAAGCUCGAUUCCCAAAUACUCCAAGUGACCGCGGUCGACCUGGACACGGGCAACAACGCUCGGCUGAGUUACCGGCUCCAAGGAUCGACGGCGUUUCGAAUCAGCCCCAACACCGGAUGGAUUUAUCUGGCGCAAGUGCUCGAUCGAGAGAGCUCGGAUAGACACGCGCUCACGGUGCUCGCGACCGACAACGGUUCCCCCGCCGCGACAGCGAGCACUUCCGUGCUGGUCACGGUGCUCGACGACAACGACAACGAUCCCCGCUUCGAGAAGGAGUUUUACGGAUUCGAGCUGCUGGAGAACUUGCCCUCGGGUACGCUGGUCGGAUCCGUGAGCGCCUCCGAUCCCGAUCUCGGCAAGAACGCGCUGCUCAGGUACGCGGUGGUCCAGGCCAACAGCAGUUUCACCGUCGACCCCGACACAGGCGAGAUCAUCACGAAAGAACCGCUGGACCGGGAAACGAAAGGGGUGCACGAGCUGGUUCUCGAGGCCAGGGAUCAGGGAACUCCGUCGAGGGCGGCGAGGGUGCCUCUCAAGAUCACGGUCCUCGACGUGAACGACAACUCGCCCGAGAUCGUGGAUCCUCAAGGGGACGUGGUCAGCGUGAGGGAGGAGCAACCACCGGGGACGGAAGUGGCGAGGGUCAGGGCUUUGGACACCGAUCUCGGCGAGAACGCAUCCGUCACCUACACUAUUCUCAAAGAUCGAGACUCGGACGGUUACAACGUUUUCACCAUUGACCCGAUCACGGGGAUGAUCAGGACGAAGGCGGUGCUCGAUCACGAGGAGCGGAACGUGUACCGGGUGUCCGUGAAGGCGACGGACGCGGGCCGGCCACCCCGCCACAGCAUACGCGCGCUCAGAGUGGAGGUUUUAGCGCUCGCGGACAACCGGCCGACCUUCACCAGUAGCAGCCUUACCUUUAACGUACGGGAGGACGCGAGUAUAGGACAAGCGGUGGGCUCGGUGUCGGGGGCGGGUCCCGCUGGGCGCGUGGCCUUCACCUUGGACUCUCUCACGCCCAUCAGCGAAUUUCCAGCGUUCGACGUGGACCGAAGCUCGGGCCAGCUGGUGGUCGCCCACUCCCUCGACCGGGAGAACGUGAGCGAGUACCACCUGGAGAUCCGCGCGCUCGACACCACCUCGAUCGGCAACCCCCAGAGCAUCGCCGUCUCGGUGAAGAUCGCGAUCGAGGACGCGAACGACAAUCCGCCCCGCUGGCCCCAGGACCCGAUUACGGUCCGCGUGUCGGAGAGGGCUGCGAUCGGCUCCACGAUCUACAACUUGACGGCCGUCGAUCUGGACAGCGGCCUGAACGGGGACCUGCGCUACGGCCUCGUGGCCGAGUUUCCGCCGAGGGACAGCUUCGCGGUCGAUUCCCUGACCGGCGCUCUCACGCUUGCCAAACCGUUGGACAGGGAGGAGAGGGCGGAGUACACGUUGAUCCUGAAGGCGUCGGAUCGCGCGCCGCCCGGCGAGCGCUUGGCCUCCACCGUCACGGCGAGGAUCAUCGUGCUCGAUCAGAACGACAACGACCCGAUUUUCGUCGCCCCCGAAUCGACCAAGAUUCCCGUCACGCCGGAUCUCUUGCCAGGGGCGACGUUGGUGAGAGUGGUCGCCGUGGACAAGGACGCGGGCGACAACGGGCGCGUGUCUUACGUGAUCACGUCGGCGAACGAGGAGGCGAGAUUCUCGGUCGGCUACGAGUCCGGCAUAGUGAGCUUGGAGAGGCCGAUGGCGAGAUCGACGGAGCUCGAGAUCACGGCCAACGAUCACGGUUCCCCGCCCCGCAAGUCCACCCUCAGGCUGACCCUCUCGCUGGCUUCCGGCCAGACCAACGGACCUCCCCGGCUCCUGCUCGCCAACCCCGUGGCUAGGAUUUCGGAGGACCUGCAGGUCGGAGCGCCGGUGCUCAACGUCGCCGGCCCCAUCAUCGCCGACCAAGGUAACGUGAGCUUCGGUAUCCCGAGCAACGCUGCCUCGGAUAAAUUCACCGUUUUGCCGAGCGGCCUGGUCACGCUUCGGGGUCCCCUGAACCGCGAGGAAGUCUCCCGCUACUCGGUCCCGAUCCUGGCCAGAUCCAGCAAACUGUUGGACAUCGCCACCCUCGAGGUCCUGGUAAUGGACGAGAACGACAACAGCCCCGAGUUUCGCCCCGGUUCGUGUUACACCCUCGCCGUGCCCGAGAACCAGGGGACAGCCGUGAUUCACACGAUCGCGGCCGCAGACCUCGACGAGGGAAAGAACGGGGAAAUUUAUUACAGCAUCGUGGGUGGGAACAUCGGCGCCAAGUUCGCGUUGGAUCCAACGAGCGGUGCGCUGUCGAUGUCGAAUCUGGACAGAGAGUCGGUGUCCAAGUACGCGUUGACCAUCUCGGCCAAGGACAAAGGCAGGCCGAGCUUGGAGGCGCGGUGCAACUUGACGGUGAUCGUGCUGGACGUGAACGACAACGCCCCGACGUUCGUUCAGAAUCAGUACGCCGAGUCUCGGCCUCGAGGGGGCUCCUCGGUCCCCGGCACGGCCGACUAUCCAGCUUUCGGCUUCCCCUACGGAUCCUCGUCCAACUAUCCAACUAGCAGCCAUCAUCCGGCCAAGUACGUGGCUACCGUGUCCGAGGACGUGGCACCGGAUUCGAGCGUGAUGACCGUGAGAGCGACCGAUCCUGAUCAAGGGGUGAACGGCAAGAUCACGUACGCCAUAGCCGAAGAGACGAGUUGGUUGUUCAGGGUUGACAAUUUAACGGGCGUCGUUACCACGGCUGGCCCCUUGGACCGCGAGCGGCAGAGCUCGUACAAGUUCCUAGUGGUGGCGACGGACAGCGGCAAGUACGACGCGAGGAGCAGCACGAUCCCCGUCGAGAUACGGGUGAGCGACGUGAACGACAACGCGCCCGUGUUCGAGGAGUAUCCUUUCCGUGCCCGUGUGUCGAUCGGCACCCAGCCGGAGAAGAACAUCGUGCGCGUGGUGGCGACCGACAUCGACGAGGGAUUGAACGGAGAGAUAGUGUACUCGUUCCUGCACGAGCAGGAGAAGCCGAAAUUCAGGAUACACCCGAGCACCGGUGCCGUGACCGCUGCGUUGUCCCUCUCCCAGGACAACGGCAAGACCUACCACUUGGAGGUGGUGGCCAGGGACAAGGGGAACCCGCCGAGGAGCGCCCGAGGGUUGAUCGAGCUGCGGGUCGGGGAUCUGGCCGACCUGGCGCCCGUGUUGAAGUUUCAGAACGAGACGUACGAGGUGGUGGUGGGGGAGAACUGCGCGGCGGGCACCGAGGUGAUCCGAGUGACGGCGGUGCGGUCGGACGGGCGAAGGCAACGCGUCUCCUACUCCCUUGGCUCUGGCAACGAGUCGGGGACGUUCGCGAUCGACGAGGACACCGGGUCGAUCCGUGUCAACGAUCCCUCGCGGCUGGACGCGGAAUCGUGGACCGACACGAGGGUGAGGCCCGCGGACGAGGGGGCGGAGGACGACGGCAGGACCAACUCGUGGGCGAGAUCGUUGGAAGGCGUCGGGCAGCGGCCGAAGGAGAAGCCCAGGGAGAGCUCGAAGCACGUGUUGACGGUUGCCGCGAGGACCGCAGGCCCCGACCCCUUGGAAGCGUACGUCAAGUUGGUGGUGAAGGUGUCGGACGUGAACGACAAUCCGCCCAUCUUCACUCAGACCCAGUACUCGGCCACCGUUCUGGAGGGGAACGUGAAAGGGGAUUUCGUGGUCAAGCUUUCGGCGAGCGACGCGGAUCAAGGGAUGAACGGUAGAAUUCUGUACCAUAUCGUGGACGGGAAUCCGGACAACGCGUUCACCAUAAGCCCCCCUUACAGCGGAAUAGUUCGGACGAACAUCGUUCUGGACCGCGAGAUUCGGGAAAAGUACAGGCUGACGAUAAUCGCGACGGAUCAAGGGAAUCCUCAGCUGACCGGCACCGCAGCGCUCAGCGUCAGGGUGAUCGACAUCAACGACAAUCAACCCACGUUUCCGGAGCACAGUAUCAUCUCCGUUUCGGAAGGUACGGCGGUUGGGACCGUGUUGACCACAAUCACGGCCAACGACGUGGACAGUUCCCCGGCCUUGACCUAUCGAUUCGGCAACGCGACCGACCCAGGUCCGUUCAGCAUCGAUAGAUACGGGGGCAAGGUCGUCCUCCGGAGACGCUUGGACGCCGAGACCAGGUCCGAGUAUAGCCUCCAAGUGAUCGCAAGCGACGGUAUUCACGAAGCGACCACGGACUUGAUAGUCCGCGUCACGGAUCUCAAUGACAACGCGCCGCGAUUCCAGCAAUCCGCUUACAUCGCCACCCUGCCCGAGGGACGAGGAGGAGAGUUGCAAGAGAUUGUGACGGUGAACGCGACCGACGACGAUCUCACGGAGGACAACAGUCGGGUGAGAUACCAUCUGCUGAGAGCUACCAAAGGUUUCUCGGUGCAUCCCGCGAGCGGCGUGGUGACGGUGAAUCGCACCGCGAUACCGCGGCCGUUGCCCAAGGAGGUUGAGUUGGCGAUCGUCGCCGAGGAUUACGGGAAACCGCCUGCCGCGUCCGUGUGCUCGGUCGUCGUACGAUUGACCAGUUUGAAGAGCAGCAACUCGCCCGGCAAAGAGUACAAGAUCACCGCCAAGGAGAACACUUGGAGGGGGACCACGCUGAUGAGGUUGUCAGACGUGGACCUUUUGGACGGUAGCAUCGUGGCCGGGGACGACGGUGGCACGUUCGAGGUAUCGAGAGGAAGGUUGAUCCUGUCCAAGCCGUUGGACAGGGAAACGAGGGACAAAUACGUUCUACGAUUGGGCUCGAGGGACGAGAACUCGACGACCGGAUCCCUGGUGGGGGACGAGCCCGUUACGGUGAUCGUGACGGUGGAAGACGCGAACGACAAUUACCCCCGUUUCUCGGAGGAUGUGCACCAGGUGUCGAUCAAGGAGAACGCUGCCCGCGGGGCGACGGUGGCCGUGUUGCGCGCCAAAGACGACGAUCUCGCGGGCACCGCGGCCGCCAAUCUCGUCUACGAGAUCACGUCGGGGAACGACGGCGGCCUGUUCCGCGUGGACAGGGCGACGGGCGCCGUCCUAGUGAACGCCACCCUCGACUGCGACCUCGAGCCGGACGUCCACAAUCUGGUGGUGAUGGCGUGCGACACGGACCCGGCCACCCCGUUGUGCGCCUUGACCAGGCUUCGCGUCCGCCUCGAGGACGUGAACGACAACUCGCCCAAGUUCCCGGUGCCCGAGUAUCUCGAGUUCGUCGGGGAGAACGAGCCGGUCGGGACCACCGUGUUCUCGGCCCGCGCCUCGGACCUCGACCGCGGCAUAUUCGGCGCGCUCAACUAUUCGAUCGUGUCCGCCGCUGCGACCGGCUUCUCCGACAUCGACGACAGCUGGAGGUUGUUCGCCGUGGACGGCAAGUCGGGCACGGUGACGACCCGCGCCGUCUUCGACUACGAGCUGCGCAACAGGUACGCGUUCACCCUGCGCGCGACCGACACGGGCGGUCGGACGGCGGCCGUCAGGGUGAGGGUGGAGAUCGAGUCGAGGGACGAGUUUUAUCCCCAGUUCACCGAGAGGAUGUACAGGUUCGGGAUGAGGAGCGGGGCCAGGAUACUGGCGGGGACGGUGAUAGGCCACGUGACGGCUACGGAUCGGGACAAGGGACCGGACGGUCGAGUCGUUUAUCAACUAACCUCUCAGCAUCCGUACUUCAAGCUGAACCGUACGACGGGCGCGUUGAUCGUGAAGCAGAAGCUGUUGCACCUGGACAUGGACGUGGAGGAGUCGUCGAGGUUGGUGGUGAGCGCGAGCUCGGGCAGGCAGGGCUCGUUGUCGAACAUGACCGUGGUCGAGAUCACGUUGACGGACGAGAGCGAGGCGAACGAGGGGACGGCGAGGGGAGGCGCCACCGCUUUGGCAACGCCGAACGACGUGGGAGGAGGGGCUUCGGCCAACGGCGGCGACGAGGACGGCGAGGAGGACGGCGGGAAGAGCGGCGAGGACAAGAGGGGCAGGAGCAAGAGCGGGGGCAACAUGGCAGUGGCGACGUCAGGCGGGUUGGCCGAUUGGGCGCUGGGUCUGCUGAUCGCUCUGCUCCUCUUGGUGGUCGCGUUCGGCGCCGUUUUCCUCUACCUUCACCUUCGAAACCGAAGGCACAAGAAGCCCGGAACCAAGCCCGGGUUGAACGGCGAGAGCAACGCGACCGCGUCCAACAGCUACGUGGACCCGAGCGCUUUCGACACGAUACCGAUCCGCAGCGUGGGCGGGGUGGGGGCCGGGGGGAACGGCGGGUCGGGGGCCGGGAGCGGGGGAGGCGGCGGGGCGUCGUGCCAAUUCGCGCCCCCCAAGUACGACGAGAUCCCGCCGUACGGCACGUCGGGCCAAUCCGGGCAGCAGCAGGCCACGUCCGAGCUGUCGGGCAGCGACCAGUCGGGCUCGUCGGGGAGAGGGUCGGCCGAGGACGACGGGGAGGACGAGGAGAUACGCAUGAUCAACGAGGGGCAGCAGACGGGCGACUCGGCCAGCGAUCUCUCGGUGCACAACACCCAGGAGUAUUUGGCUAGGCUCGGGAUCGUGGAUCCGCCCGCGGGCACGCCGAGGAGGCCGCCCGAGGCGCUGCCCCUCGACAGCUUGCACUUGUUCGAGGACGAGGCGGCCACCGAGGCGGACAUCGCCACCCUGAUCUACGGGAAGAUCGGGGAGCCGGGGAGGCCGAUGUCGGGCCUCGAAGUUCCGGGCGGCCCGUCCAUGAACGGUUCCCUCAGCUCGAUCGUGCACAGCGAGGAGGAGUUGACGGGAUCGUACAAUUGGGACUACUUGCUCGACUGGGGCCCCCACUACCAGCCGUUGGCCCACGUGUUCAGCGAGAUCGCCAGGCUAAAGGACGACGCCGCGAGCGUGCAGAGCGGCAAUUCGGGCAGCAGCGGCAAGACCAAGUCUGUACAUAAAGCCCCGCCCCCCCCGUUGCUCACCUCCGUCGCCCCGAGGUCGCUAGCCGCCCCCGCGCUGGCCAGAGGCAUCCUUCCCAGGUCUCCCAUCAGCCACGACGCCUCCACCUUCCCCUCGGCCGCCCUCAGCCCCAGCUUCUCCCCAUCCCUCUCCCCUCUGGCCACCAGAAGUCCUAGCAUCAGCCCUUUGGUCCCACCCGCCACCCAAAGGUCCGGUCAAAGUGCCAACAGGGGUAUUCCGGUUACCGACGCCGAGUUGAGGAUUUAACCCUUUGUUUUUCUUUUUUUUUUUUUUUUUUUUACUUAUACCCGUCCAAUUAUCCUCGCGUCACGUCGCGUUCAUCAUUACCGUGUUGUUAUUAUUAUUAUUAUUGUUUACGCAUCGAUCCCGAAUGAAUUGUACAUUUCGAUGUAAUAGCGAUUCGUUAAAGUUGCGAGCGAUUUCUUUUUUUUUUUUUUUAAGCAAGCGUAUUAUGUAAACGAUCCAAUUUUUCAUUCGCGUAGAGGGUGUUGAACGAUACGCUCGAGAUUCCAAUGCGUGAUUUCCAAUGCGCAGCGUGUAUAAAAUAGAGAUUAGAGAUCGUUAAGUUUGACUAACCUUCGCCGGGAUUCUCGAAGGUGCAAAGGUGCAUAUAUAUAUAUAUAUAUAUAUUUUAUUUUCCUCGUGAUAAAGUUUUACGCGCCUAGGUGUAGAAUCGAAAUAUCGAGCGUUUGUAGAUAAUCGAUCGUUUUUUUUUUUUUUAUUAUUUUUUCUCGUCCGCGUAAAGAAUCGUAGCGUACCUAUUGUUCGACAAGUUACGAUUCGCGAGAGGCGCGAUAUUUUUCUAGAAAGUCUAUCGUCUAGCUUGCCGUUUCGAUCGCCGUCGCGUCGAUCGAUCGAUAGUGAAAAUAAUACUCGAUUUGUUUGUAAAUAAAAAAAGAGUCCGUAAAUCGACUCGUAGCUGUUAAGUGAUCGUGUAAAUAAUACUCAUUCGACGAAUGAUUAAGAAAAGAAAAUAGGAGAAGAAGAGGAGGAGAAGGAAGAAGAAGAAGAAGAAGAAGAACUGCCUUUUAUAUAUGUAUAUGUAUAAUCAAAAGAUAGACUGUUCACUGUUCGAUGCUCAUACCUUUGUACCCGUGCCCGUUGAAACGUAAGACUGUGCGGUGACCUAAUUUUUUUUUGUUUUAAUCGUAGAACGAAACGGGAGAAUCGAUCGAUCGCUCGAACGUAUUUAACGUAUCCCUGGAGCGCGCGAUGCUGCGACGUUGAUGUUGAGCUUUCGGUUCGAAAUUGCGCCGUACGAGCGUAUUCGAUCGAUUCGAAGGAGAUCACCACCCGUUUCGUUUCGUUUCGUUUCGUUUCGUCACUUUUCGCGUUCGUUUUUUUUUUUCGGAGAAAAAGGAUCCCAAGUGAUUUUUUCAGCCAGGUACAUACGCGUGUAUACAUAUGAAAUUAAUUAGAAAAUAGAUGUGUCGUAUUUUGUAUAAAAGAAAGAAAAGGAAAAAAAAAAAAGAAAGAAGAAAAGGACAACUCUCUGUACAAAGACUCUUCCGUGAGCCAGCCCCGCCCCCAACGAUUCGCCUCGCGGCGAAUCUUAAAUAAAUGAAUUUUUUAGGAAUUUGA